Messenger RNA from Notothenia coriiceps (black rockcod), 1817 nucleotides. Its product is annotated as glutamate receptor 4-like. Lineage: Eukaryota; Metazoa; Chordata; Actinopteri; Perciformes; Nototheniidae. The record is from RefSeq and is a predicted model, not a curated record. The transcript is spliced from 12 exons. Bases 1 to 1341 code for a protein of 446 amino acids.
AUGGCGUCCAUCAUGGAGGGGCCGCUCAGCAAGUGGACAAACGUGAUGAAGGGAUGGCAGUACCGCUGGUUCGUGCUGGACUACAACGCCGGAUUACUGUCUUACUACACGUUCAGAGAAGCUCUCCACCGGCCCUUCGGCCUGGACUCUUCUCUCCUGACGGAGGCGGUGCGCUGGAGUUCGAAGGAGAACCUGUUGGGGGCGACGGAGAGCGACCCAAACCUCUUCGUGGCUCUUUAUGACUUCGUGGCCAGCGGAGACAACACGCUCAGCAUCACCAAAGUCUGUUCUCAGUAUUCAAGAGGGGUCUUCGCCAUCUUUGGCCUUUACGAUAAGCGCUCGGUGAACACGCUGACGUCGUUCUGUGGGGCCCUGCACAUCAGCCUGGUGACGCCCAGCUUCCCCACCGAGGGAGAGGCUCAGUUCACCCUGCAGCUCCGGCCCUCCAUCAGAGGGGCUUUGCUGUCACUUCUGGAUCAUUAUGACUGGAGCCGAUUUGUCUUCCUCUACGACACAGACAGAGGUUAUGCAAUACUGCAGGCAAUUAUGGAGAGAGCGGGGCAGAACGGAUGGCAGGUGAGUGCUAUCUGUGUGGAGAGCUUCAAUGAGGCUGCAUACCGCCGACUCUUAGAGGACCUGGACCGACGUCAGGAGAGAAAAUAUGUUCUUGACCUGGAGCCUGAGAGACUACAGAGCAUCCUAGAACAGGCUGUCAGUGUGGGGAAACAUGUGAAAGGUUACCAUUACAUCGUAGCCAACCUGGGAUUUAAGGACAUAUCUCUGGAGAGGUUCAUGCAUGGCGGUGCCAAUGUGACUGGUUUCCAGCUGGUGGACUUCAGCAGGCCUAUCGUUAUUAAACUGAUGCAGCGCUGGAACAAACUGGAUCAGAGAGAGUACCCGGGAUCUGAAAGCCCACCUAAGUAUACCUCAUCUUUGACAUAUGAUGGCGUCCUUGUGAUGUCCGAGGCCUUCCGCACCCUUCGCCGUCAGAAAAUUGAUAUCAGUCGCCGUGGCAACGCUGGUGACUGCCUAGCUAACCCAGCUGCUCCCUGGAACCAGGGAAUAGAUAUGGAGCGUGCACUCAAACAGGUGCGCAUUCAGGGCCUGACUGGGAACAUUCAGUUUGAUCACUACGGUCGGAGAGUGAACUACACCAUGGAUGUGUUUGAACUGAAGAGCAACGGACCACGCAAGAUUGGCUACUGGAAUGACAUAGACAAACUUGUGUUGGUCCAGAAUGAAAACGUUCUGUCCAAUGACAGCACGUCGAUGGAGAACCGAACAGUAGUCGUGACAACUAUCAUGCCUCUGAUGAUGAGGAAGCCUCUGCUGCGACACUGAUGCCGGGUCUGCAGACAGAGCGACAGGCUCCAAAACCCUCGAAGAGGACAGACUGAUAGACUGAGUGUUUCUAAAGCUCUGUACAAAUACUCAGUGUGCACUUUUUUUCUUUCUUGUAAUGGCUUCUCUUUAUUUUUGGUUUACAAAUGUGAUUUUUAAGUUAUUUCUUUGUUAGGAAAGGGUCUGCAAUGCAUUAGCACAAAAAUAAAGGGCAAAGACUGAUUGAACGGAUGAGAAGGAGAUUCACAGCCACCCUGUGUUGAACCUAUGAGUCACUGGGAUGCUCCUAUCUUUUUGUCACGACAAAAGCCACAGCUGGACUGGAGCUCUGCAAGGAAUUCUGUGGAUUCUGUCAAGAUUUGACAUUUGGCUAGAUAGAAAAAUCUCCAGACCAUGAGGCCCUUUUUAUUCAGACUAUUUUCCCUCCUCAUAAUAAUGACUAACUCCCUUGCUACACUACAGCGAGCCCACAAGAA